This is a messenger RNA of Mitosporidium daphniae, 5058 nucleotides long. RefSeq lists its product as uncharacterized. Gene Ontology annotation, biological process: nucleosome organization; regulation of transcription by RNA polymerase II. Gene Ontology annotation, molecular function: histone binding; ATP-dependent chromatin remodeler activity; ATP binding. The transcript has 3 exons. Bases 1 to 5058 code for a protein of 1685 amino acids. Gene Ontology annotation, cellular component: nucleus; chromatin. The record is from RefSeq and is a predicted model, not a curated record. Lineage: Eukaryota; Fungi; Microsporidia.
AUGAAUUCAUAUUCAAGCAAUGAAAGCGAUACAUUAGAUUCUGUGUCUUUCAAUCCACUAUUUGAAAAUGGGAAAAGAGAUGAAGAGGAGGAAAUUAUCCCCUCCACUGCGGCCAUUGAUAACCGUCCUUCUACGGAGCGCGAGAUACCGCCCCAUCCUGAGAUUCCAAGUAUUUCUGCAUUGCCUCCAAGAUUGCGGUUUAAAUAUGAGCCUCAAAUUUCCUUUCCAAACACAGAUCCAUUUGAUGCUUCUGGCCAUCGAUCAUCUAAAUCGAUCGACUUUUCGUCUUCCUCAGCAUCAUCAGACAACGAGAAUAUUCUUGUAAGGGAUAGUAGUGACAUUGAUAUCUCUAGCAACGUGACAAGCGAGGCACCUCGUCGUUCACUCCGGUAUCUUGGUGUCAACCAGCCAAAAUAUAGGAAGGAGGCAAUUAUCGAUGACGCGGAGCGGAAUUUUAAUUCUACCAUGGGAAAUAGAAAGAAGAACACACUCUACUCUGAUGAUGAACUGCAGGAUGAUGAUUCUGAUUCUGAUGCUGAUGAUGUUUCUACAAGAAGGAAAAGAGCCUAUCUCUCUGGAUCAACUGAUGUCUCAUUUAGAAGAUUUUCUUCCAGAGCAAGACCUCAAGUUAGCUAUAAAGAAAAUGAUAUUGCCGAUUUUGAAAACGAUAAUGACGACCUUAUCGUUGAUAAUAGCGGCUCUUUCUCAUCCUCGUCUGUUGAAAAUGAGAAAGCAUUUUCAUCCUCUUCAAGAAGAAAUAGACGCUCCUCUAUUGUCGAUGAUAGUUCUGAUAUUGAAAACGAUCCCAGUUCAAGCGAUGGCGAUUUUGAAGAUAAUGAUGCAAAGGACUAUUUUUCAAAGAAAAAGUCCAAAUCUAAAGCUGCAUCCAAACCUCAAUUCCAACAGCCAUUUAGAUGCUUGGAUGGCCUCGUUUCUACUAUUUAUGAGCCAGCCAUUCAUAUCGAUCGUAUUAUGGAUCAUAUAUGGCUUUCAGAAUCCCAAUUGUCUUCUUCUAACCUCUCAAGUGGAGAAAAUGCAAAUGGUGAUGAAGAGGAGUUGUUUUGGAUUGAUCGUCUUGCAACUGGAGAGGCUGGGAUUAGCCAAAGAACCAUACCAUCCUCUCUUUCUCCAAUUUCGAUGAGGAAAAUCAUUGCUUCAAAACGACUAUUAUUGCUUAUAAAAUGGAAAGAUCGCUCACAUUGGUGGAAUUCCUGGGUCCCUUAUCACCAGAUGUCUUCCAGAUGCCAGUUGUACAAAAAGGCAGACAUAUACAUUCAAAAGCACAUUAUUGAUGGGAUACCCGAAAGGGAAGAGCUUUCUGAACUUGACCCGGUUGGUCUGAAUGGAGAAGAAACCCUGGACCCACAUGAAUAUACAAUUAUAGGGCGAGAACUCUUGAUUGUCCAAUGGAGAUCUUGGAUGGUUCCUGAAAAGAUUCUCUCCAGACAUCCAGAAGAAGUUCUGAUCAAAUGGUGCAACCUGCCAUAUUCAGAAUCUACCUGGGAAUCCACCCUAGAUGAUUGGACCUUCCCAGCUCUGGCGGAGGCCAUCAAAAAUAUGGCCGAAUCAUCGAUUGUGAGAUUCCCAUCGACUUCUUUACCAUCCCCGCUAAUCACCAAUCCAAAAAAUCGGCCCGUUUUUGUGCGAAUGGAGGAGCAACCGGCAUGGAUUGGCUCCGGAAAUGACAAAGAUGGAUCUCUAGUUUUGAGAGAUUAUCAAUUGGCUGGCUUGAAUUGGCUCUCAUAUGCCUGGCAUCGGAAUAUAAAUACGCUUUUGGCCGAUGAAAUGGGGCUGGGAAAGACCAUCCAAUCUGUAGCCCUUAUUGUGUAUCUUUUCGAGGUAAUGGAGAUAGAUGGGCCUUUCAUCGUAAUUGUGCCUCUUUCUACCAUUCAAGCGUGGAAGAAGACCUUCGAACAAUGGGCACCUGCCUCUCUUCGCACUCUUUUAUAUUUGGGGGAUGGAUUGUCCAGAAAAGUCAUACUGGAUUAUGAUUUCUAUGAUGGCUCAACUGCGAUAAACAGCCCGGGAAACAAUACAAUGUUCUCACGCAAGAAAGGAAACCUUUCAUUUAACGUCCUCUUAACCACAUAUGAGCUUGUUAUGAAAGACAAGCAAAUUUUGGGAUCUUCAUCGAUAAAAUGGUCGUUGCUGGUUGUAGAUGAGGCCCAUCGUUUGAAGAACGUAAAUAGCUUGCUUUAUCGGACCCUGCGGGAGGAAUUUUCUUUUGCAAAUAGGCUUUUGAUAACGGGCACCCCCUUGCAAAAUUCGAUUCAAGAGCUUUAUGCUUUGCUUUCCUUUUUGGAACCAGAUAAAUUCAAAAUGGAAGAUCAAAUGCUUCUUUCUGAAAUGAUGAGUUCUGAAGACUCCUCAAAGGUGCUCGAGCAACUACACACCUCGCUCAAGCCACAUUUCUUAAGGAGGCUAAAAAAAGAUGUUGAAAAAUCACUACCAAUGAAGCAGGAGCGGAUAUUACGAGUUGAAUUGUCUCCGCUUCAAAAGCGGCUUUAUAAAUGGAUUCUGACACGAAAUUAUUCGGAAUUGAACAGGAGCUAUGGAAAUGCCGGAACUAAGGGGUCCGCCUCGCUCCUUAAUAUUGUGAACGAGCUUAGAAAAGCUUCCUCUCAUCCAUAUCUUUUUUCUAACUCGCCGAUUACUCAAAUUGCUCGGGACAUGGAUUCGGAGGGCAUAAUUUUUCAUUCCGGCAAAAUGGUGCUUCUUGAUGCUCUACUAAAGCGCCUUCUUGCAGAGGAGCAUCGUAUUUUGAUUUUUUCGCAAUCCGUCUUGAUGUUGAACAUUUUGAGCGAGUUUCUCACGCUACGUUGCAUUCGACAUUGCAGGCUUGAUGGAGGAACUUCUUCUGCGGAUCGGAACAAGCAAAUUGAAAGGUUCAACUCUUCCGGAGCAGCGCUUCCGGUUUUUUUAUUAUCUACAAGGGCCGGUGGAUUAGGUAUCAACUUGACCACAGCUGAUACGGUCAUCCUUUUUGAUUCUGAUUGGAAUCCCCAAAACGAUCUCCAAGCAAUGGCUAGAUGCCAUCGAAUUGGGCAGACAAAGGCCGUGUCCGUAUACCGCCUUGUCUCAAAGGGAACCGUUGAGGAGCAAAUUCUAGAGAGAGCAAAAAAGAAAAUGGUCCUUGAUCACCUUGUGAUCCAAAAAAUGGACCGCUCAAAGACAUCGUCUUCGCUAACAUCUCCCUCGUCCAAUUCUUCAGCAGAGUUUCAAAAGAUUCUGCAGUUUGGAGCCAAGGCUCUUUUUCAGGAGCAUGCAGACACUGGCCUCCUUAAUGAUUCUUCAUCUCUAUUUGCCCAAAUUAUGAUUACGAAUUCCUUCGAUACAUCUGCUCAGCACUUUGAGGAUGACUCUUCAACGACCACAGCCACUGCGGAGGGCGCCAGUCACUCCGGAACCUUACAGCUACUCUUUUCUCGGCCCGCUUCAACGGCAAUGCUCGAUUUAGAUACCAUUCUGAUCAAAGCAGAAGACAAUCUUACCAAAGAGGAAGUGGGGCUCUCGCAAUCCAGUGCCGAAGAUGAGUCAUUUCUGGAUUCCUUCCGUGUUGCAGACUUGUCUGGCGCACUUGCAUGGUCUGAGAUCAUUCCAAAAUCCGAGCUCGCCCUUGGCAAUCGUGUUGCUCAAGAAGAGUCUGACAGGAUCAAGGCAAUGGAGCUUCAGCAGGAAAACCGCAAGCGAGGAGCUCGAGCCACUGCCCCGAUGAAAAGGGAAGAAAGGGAAAAACCUUCCCUUGAAUCGACGUCAUAUUCGUCGACUUCCUCCGGAAUUUUAACCCUGUGGAAUGCAUCGAUCAGUGGGCGCAUUGGAAGUGAAGUUGAGGCCAACAAUGCAGCGGUAAAGUCCAAUCUUUAUCCACAAAUGAGAUGGGUUCUUUAUCAGCUCUCUGCUUUUGGACAUCGUGGGCUUUUGCUUAAUCACGAAGAAAACAAGGAACAAAGUAUGCUGGCAUGCAAAUAUCUGAAUUUUGGUACAACUUCCGAGUUGAAUUCUUUUUUGUGCGAAAAGCUUGAAGAAAUAUUGAACCAACUGGCGGUUGAAAAGAAUUCUGAGGAGGACGCCUCUGUUUCGCAUUCCGGGAUUUCCUCUUCAAAGGUUUUUGGGCUGAACAUAUCUCCCGUUUCAUUUUUGAAGCGAUUGGAAAGUCUGGAUCUGUUAUUUGCGAUUGCUUCCUCGCAAGCAGACUCGUAUCCAAAUGUCCAUGCUUUUCUUUGUCAAAAGAAAAUUACCCUCAAAACCCCGGUAAACUGGAGCAUUCCAUGGCAGCUGAAGGAUGAUGCUGCAUUGCUUUGUGGCGUCGUAUCGAAGGGAUACGGGAAUUGGAUCGAUGUUAUCGCUUCGUCGCAGCCCCUUUCGAAGAAGGUAAAAUUGCUUGGCAAAGGAUCCUCAUUUAAAGGACCUGCACCUACAGAGGAACAUUUAAAGCGAAGAGCAGACUACUUGCUCACCGUGUUACUGGCCAACAGGCCUGAAAAAACCUCCAAAAAAGAGGCAAAAAAAGAGCAUCACACAUGUGCUCCUAAAAGAUCACCUGGGGUUCAUCAGCAAAAGCUCGAGUUCAGACCAAAGAGGACCGCACCUUCGCAAUCCUCAGCCGGCCCAUCCAACUCGGAUGCAAAUCUUCCAGCCGAAUAUCGAAAGAUAUUCAAAAGGCUCUUUUUGCCCGUUAAAACUUAUCUUUUGAUGCUUGAUGAUAACGAUGAAAAUGACAAGUAUGAGAUUGAUGACGCUUCUAGUGACACGACUGAUGUCAAAAAACCGGUUCCAAGUGAUGAAACCGAGCUUGAAGAUAAUGACGAGCUUGUCCUUGCUAAAGAAAGGUCUAUUUUAUUUAACGUUGGCAUGCAUAUUGAUUCCCUACUGCUAAACUCUGAGGAGGCCAAAGAAAAGUUGGGAAAUCUCUCGUCGGUCCCCAGAAAUGAGCUUCACGAUUUAUUAUGGUCAUUUGUAUAUACGUGCUGGUCGUCUUCGGCAAAAAGAAUGGCUCGCAGCGAGAUUUCCUCCUUUUCUGAUCUUUCUCAGCUGUACACAACUCUGGCGUCCACAUGA